AUGCUAAGGGCGCAACCGACAUCUUGGGUAGGAGGUUUAUCUCUACGCCUACGAGAAAAACUGCCCUCUAAGACAAAACAGGCUGAAGAAAGACGUGCCGUGGUGGACUGGGAGGAAGGGGGAAAAAACUUCAUCACUGUUUUUGAGGUCCGUGUUAAAGCGGAAUUUCCUUGGCAAGUAUCCCUACAGCUGGUGUCCGGAUCAAGAUCACGCCACAUCUGUGGAGGUGCCGUGCUGUCUCCUCACUGGGUAAUAACUGCUGCACAUUGUGUCUGGGAGUUGAAGCCUUCCAGAUUGUGUAUCGUGGCUGGGGACUACGAUCUGUAUAUCGCAGAAGGACACGAACAGAGGGUUUCCAUCGCCAGGAUUGUGUUAGACCAGUACCAAAAAGACACCUUUUCAAAUGACAUAGCGUUGCUACAGCUGGCCACGCCUCUACGUAUUGACCAUGUUUGGGUCUCACCCAUCUGUGUCCCAGACCCUAGUCAGAAGUUCCUUCAAGGUGACAGCGUAGUAGCUGGAUGGGGACGGUUAAGUGAGAGUGGGUCACUACCACACAUUCUACAACAUGUUACGCUUCCCAUUCUGUCUAUCACGGUGUCACAACCUCUACAGGAGGGCGGGCUUUGCAAAGUUUAUCCACAGCUGCCAACUGUGUAG
Messenger RNA from Homalodisca vitripennis (glassy-winged sharpshooter), 660 nucleotides. Its product is annotated as ovochymase-2-like. Bases 1 to 660 code for a protein of 219 amino acids. NCBI's taxonomy places the organism in Eukaryota, Metazoa, Arthropoda, Insecta, Hemiptera, Cicadellidae. Gene Ontology annotation, molecular function: serine-type endopeptidase activity. The transcript is spliced from 4 exons. The record is from RefSeq and is a predicted model, not a curated record. Gene Ontology annotation, biological process: proteolysis.